CACAAGGGGAGGACCGUCGAAAUACCAAUAUUAAACGAUGAAAAGAAAAGAUUAGAAGAACCGAGAGAAGAGGAUACCUGGAGUAGUGACAGUGGAGAUACCUUCGACGAACUUACCUACGAUGAAGAGGAACUAAACGAGGCUGAAGUAUACUAUAGCAAGAAAAUGCCGGGAGACGAAAAUAAGCUCUACUACAACCCAUGGAAGAACGAAGCCAGCCUCACCAUCUACUUGACCAACGUGGACGAAAUACCCACUGAAGAAAAUGAAAGCGAGCUUGCCGUUAGUGCCCGGUUAGAGAAAUUCACGCAAGUUGAGACUCUCAAUGAAGAGGAAAGAAAUGAAAAAAAGAAAAUUGUCGGCUUGGAGAUUGUUGAGUCAAAGGAAAAUUGCGGAAAUUGGAGCGAUUACGAAGAAGAAUCGGAAGAUGAUGCUUAUGAUUCUGGGUAUUCGCAUAACUACCAUCUUGGGGCUGGGGAAGCUUGGUGUGACCUAACAGAGGAAGAAGAAUAUGGGAUAAAAGAGAGGGAGUGUAUGUACUUGCUUGAAAAUAUUCUUGCAGACCCUGAAGAGGAGAACCAUCUUAACGAAAGACUACAAUUGCCUCUGAGAAAUGAAGAGCAGGGUCGACAGAUAGAAGAAGAAGCAUAUACGAUAGAUGACUACUUCGAAAUUGAGGCAGAAGAAUGA
Cetraspora pellucida is the source of this 690-nucleotide messenger RNA. The record is from the annotation of a GenBank genome assembly. Lineage: Eukaryota; Fungi; Glomeromycota; Glomeromycetes; Diversisporales; Gigasporaceae.